AUGAUGCGUUUUGUUCCGACUUUUCUCCUGGUCGGCCUCGCUGCCAAGUCGGCUUUGGCAUUCACCCCACCCUCUUGCAGUGCCGAUGAACACUGCCCGGAGAAGUAUCCUUGCUGCUCUCUUUACGGACAAUGUGGUACUGGUGCCUACUGCCUGGGUGGAUGUGAUCCCCUGAUGUCCUACUCCCUCGAUUCCUGCACUCCUGCCCCCAUUUGUGAAAGCAAGACCUUUAGCUCCUGGGCCAAUCUCGACAGCGCUGCCUCCAACGACGUUUACCUCGGAAAUGCCUCCAAGUACGAUUGGGUCUACAGCGGCUCCCCGAAGAUCGAAGAUGGAAACCUCCUCCUGACUAUGCCCAAGAACAGCGUUGGCACUCUGUUUGCUUAUAACCACUAUGUCUGGUAUGGCAAGAUCACUGCCAAGGCCAAGAGCAGCCGUGGUCAGGGUGUGGUUUCGUCUUUCAUCCUGCUUUCCGAUACCAAGGACGAGAUUGACUACGAGUGGGUGGGUGCUAAUCUGAACCAGGUUCAGACCAACUUCUACUUCCAGGGUGUCCUGAACUACACCAAUGGCGGCAAGACUACGGUCAAAGACACCUUCGAUGACUGGCACACCUACGAAAUCGACUGGACCCCUGAUGCGAUCAACUGGUCCGUCGAUGGCACCGUCGUCCGCACUCUGACCAAGGCUUCGACUUGGAACGAGACUGCUAACCGUUACAUGUACCCCCAGACCCCCUCCAGAAUGCAGCUGUCUCUGUGGCCCGCUGGUCAAGCCAGCAACGCCGAGGGAACCAUUGAAUGGGCCGGGGGUGAGAUCGACUGGGAUUCCGAGGAUAUCAAGGAGAAGGGCUACUACUAUACCACCUUUGGCGAGAUGACCGUGGAUUGCUACGACCCUCCUUCUGACGCCACUGUCGACGGCUCCAAGGCUUACGUCUACAUCAACGAAGAUGGUUUGGAAAGCUCGAUUGAGAUCACCAACAACAAGACUGUGCUCGCUUCUUUCGGGGCCACUGGUUUGGACAUGGAUCUCGGUGCCAGCAAGAGCAGCACCAACUCUUCGUCUUCCAGCUCCGCUUCGUCCACCGAGGCGACCGUCCCCCAGAACAACGGCAGCGGCACUGGCAAUGAGCCUGGCAACAGCUCUUCCACCAGCAGCUCGACCAGCAGCACCACCAGCUCCGGAUCCUUCAGCCAGGGAACCACCUCGACCAGCGACAAGACCGGUGCCGCUCCCUCGCAGAACGAGCGGGUGCUUAAAGGCUCCUUCUUUGCAGUGUUGGUUGCGCUUGUUGUUCUGAUUACUCUGUGA
Molecule: messenger RNA, 1314 nt
Organism: Aspergillus ochraceoroseus IBT 24754
Lineage: Eukaryota; Fungi; Ascomycota; Eurotiomycetes; Eurotiales; Aspergillaceae
Gene: utr2
Product: putative cell wall glucanase (Utr2)
Exons: 3
Coding region: 1-1314 (437 amino acids)
Biological process (GO): carbohydrate metabolic process; fungal-type cell wall organization
Cellular component (GO): fungal-type cell wall
Molecular function (GO): glycosyltransferase activity; hydrolase activity, hydrolyzing O-glycosyl compounds
Source: RefSeq, a predicted model, not a curated record